Molecule: messenger RNA, 2493 nt
Organism: Guillardia theta CCMP2712
Lineage: Eukaryota; Cryptophyceae; Pyrenomonadales; Geminigeraceae
Exons: 20
Coding region: 1-2493 (830 amino acids)
Molecular function (GO): protein binding
Source: RefSeq, a predicted model, not a curated record
AUGUUCUGCAAGAAUUGUGUGAACUGCGACAUUCCUUGCUGCAGCUCGACAGAUCGAUGGGCAAGGUGGACCAUCUCAGCGCCAUGGGCGAAGAGACUCGGUCAUGAAGCGGUCGCCAUGCGAUCUGAUCUGGGAGAUCGGAUGGUGGUACUGGGAGGGCUCAGAGUUCCGGCAGACAUGGAGGAGAGUAGAAUCAAUGACGUGCUGCUAGGGAGCAUACGACAAGCUCCUGCUGUUGGGAACAUGUCCUCGACAAACUACGAGGUCCUCAAUGACGUGUGGGAAUCGUCGGACGGAGCGACAUGGCGGGAGGUCAGCUUUUCCAAGGUCUGGCCAGCACGGGCUCACUUUGGAGCUGUUGCCUCCUCCUCGAGCAUCAUGUAUGUGUUCGGCGGGUUGGGUUUAGAUGACAAGGGUGUCGUCUUGCUCAACGACGUCUGGAGGUGGAACUUCUCAACCUACAUGAAGAGCAGGGUGAUGGACGCGGAUAUCUCGUGGACCCUCCUGACAGCGUCGGCUAGUUGGACCCCACGAGGCGUGUUGGGAUCAGCGAGUCUUUUCAACAAGUUCUCGAUGAACAUGUCGAUCAUAGUGAUGGUGGGAGGCAUUCAGAGGAUGGAAAACUCGUCGGAAGAUCAAGCUGUCUUCAGAGAUGAUGUCUGGAUGUCGGGGGAUGGCUUGGUGUGGUCGCAAGUCACACAGAAGGCUCCUUGGGGGACUAGAAUUGGAUUUUCAAUCCUAUCACACGGCCGCAAAGACAACGAACAGCUCAUUCUCCUGGGGGGUAGCAAGCUCUCUUCCCCAACCUCCCCGAGCUCGGGAGCAGCGAAGAAUGACGUGUGGGCGUCUCAAGAUGGCAUGACGUGGAGCCUUAUCACCCCCAACAGCAACUGGAGAGGGAGACAAGACUUUGCCGUUGCCAGUGAUGGGCGUCAGCUGAUCGUUGCUGGGGGUCGAGCCAUUGUGGGAACCGACGAGACCAUCUUCGAGGACGUGUAUGCUUCCUCCAGGGAGUGCAGCUCGAGCAAGCAGACGUGUGACGCUGCUGGUAUGGAUUGGCUGCCAUCGAAUCUCUUGGAGCGUCAAAAUUUCUGGGGAAAGCGCUACGGACUGAAGAUGAUCUCUAUCAACGAGUCCAUUGUGAGCCUCGACAAGCCCUUCACACCAGCUGAAGUUCAGCUGCAGGUCGCCAUCGGAGGAGUCCAGCAGGAUGCGGAGGGGUCGCUGCAGCUUGUUAACGAUGUCUGGGUUUCUCAGCAGCGAUGUCGCACUGGCGAAUGCAAACUAUGUGAAGCUGGGAAGAAGAAUGAACAGUUCGGCCAGUCGACGUGCAACGAAUGCCCAGCAGGCACUUUCUCGCCCCAGGCUGGGAUGACGUUGUGCUCGGACUGCAAGAGUGGGACGUAUCAGGACAAGACGGGGCGAUCUACGUGCGAGGAAUGUCCAGCAGGUCAGAUGCAGGCUCAGUCCGGCAUGUCCUUCUGCUCGAGCUGUAUCCCCCAGCACUACUGUCCUCCUGGCUCCGUCGUCGCUCUCAGUAUCCGCUGGUGUCUCCCCGGAUACAGCGGAGAGGAUGGAAGAGCUCCAUGCAAGCUGUGCCCACCUGGGACGUACCAGAGCGAGGACGAGCAGAGCUCAUGCCUGAGCUGCCCUGAGCGGACAAACUCAUCCGCAGGAGCGACGUCGGAGGAAGAAUGCAUCCCCUUGCCAGCUCGUGAGCCGCCCUGCCUCGUGCUCAUCCCUACGCUGACUCCCAGCCGCUGCCCAGCUCCCCCAUCCUAUCAGGAGGUUCACGUGCAGUUCCUCCCCCAGCUUCGAAUUCUCAUCUCUGCAUCUCGUCUCAACUCCACCCAAGAGCAAUUCCGGCAGGCGAUCGGAGCGGCGAUCGGUGUGCCCCCUUCUCGGAUAGUCAUCAGCAGCAUCCAAGGAGGAAUCGUGUACUCAGGCAGCCUGUUGGACAUCCCUGGCCUCCUUCCUGGCGAAGAGGACGAAGAAGAAGUGCAAGAAAGUAGUCGACAAGAUGCAGAGGAGAGGGUGAUCGAUCUGGCGACCAUGAACAUCGCCUUACAGGCCGCAAACCUCGGGGUAGCCUUCAGAGUCCUACUUGGCAACGGAUCGCUUGCUCCAGAAGUCAGCAACCUUCCAACUACCACCCCAGCUGCCGUGACCACCAACGUUCCCAACUCAACUCCAUUGGUCAUCCACUGGUUCGACGGUAGCUCCUCCGAGCUCAAGGACGAGCUGGCCUCGCUGGACAAGAACGGGACCGCCAUGGGCUUCCUCAUUUGCCUCUCCCUCCUCGGCUGCUGCGCCUGCGUGUGUUACUGCAGGAGCUGCAGCCACACUGCAGGCAAGCUUGGCUCAGGUAGCGGGCGCGUGAUGCGUCGGAUUCAGCUGCAGCAGCUCCCGCUCGCCUUCAAACCCCACGACCCCAACAAGAGCGAGUGGAGGGCGUUGACGGGCAACAAUGCUGACAUGGACGACCUGGAGUGA